CCAUCUGUGGUCUCUUCUUAGAUUAAAAAAAAUACAAUAACCUAACCUCUCUCGAAAUAUUAAUUUAGAUGUGAUUUUCGUGAAAUAGACGUUAAUCUCAAUAUCGUGUCUCACAAAUAAUAGAGAAUAAUAAAACAUUGAAAGCCAUUUAGACAAGGUGAUUUCAUGUGUCAAGUCAACCGAUAAGAGAAAAAUUCGUGACAAACAGAUUUAACGAUUACACCAUGCCUAUAAAACUCAUCGGUCGCACGACAGAUUUUAAAGGAAAACCCUUAUGGGAGAUUCUGGGAAAUUUGAAAAACUUCGGCGUCGGAAGACUCGUGAUAAGGAAUCGCUUCCAAAGAUAUCCCGAACCCUGUUACAUGAAGAUACUGAAAGUCGCUGCAAUGCCCUUACCCGAUGCACUUCAUAUUGACCGUAAAGUUAUGGUACUGGUCGAGAGAGUUUUCCGCGGUCAUAAAAACCCGAAACCUGUUCAGCUGGAUACUGCGACUUACAAGGCUGAUUAUAUAUUGAUACCCAAAGAUCAGGAGCAUUUGUAUCUUGAGAAUGCGAAAGUACCAGAGAAGAAAAUCUUGCCUAGAACGACGGAUCUUCCACCGUUACUUUCACAAAUCAUAAUGCGUCAGAUGAAGGCAAAAGGAGACAAAGUAUCCGAGGAACCAAAAUUACCUCUUAAGUAUAACUUUGAUGGGGGGAGCGUUAAGAAUUACAGAUUAGCUGAGGAGGGAGAAAGUCCUACGGUGAAGCUGAAUUUUAAUGUGGACGAGUCUAGUGUUCUUUUCCCAAAGUCAGAAGAAGUCACGUCUUUGUGAGAGCAUGUAUUUAAUUUUUAUAGAAUUAGAAGAAUAAAUAUUUUAUAAAUAAGUUCUGAAAAGUGAUGCAAUAAAUUAUUUUAAGCGAAAAUAUAAAAAUAUAAUGAUCAGUCUAACACUUUCAAAGCUCUGCUUUAUUACAUGUAUAGUCAAGUUCAGGAGUAAAACUGUCCAUUUUCUCUGUACGGAUGACCUACAAUUUACAUGACAGUCAUUAUAUAUUUUAAUUCCUUGCAUUCAAUCAUACUGAUACCUUCCAAAAUUGGCGCAUCUCCUCAACAUCCACUCUCUUUCUAAUGAGCCAACCACGAACAUAUCUCUGUAUGUGUAAGGCUGCAUCUUCUUUACUCCAUAGCCAUGAUUUUGGAUAAAUUGGCCUAGGACUAGAAAAUAAUUUUUAAAAAAUAAUUUCAUAAAAGUAUUAUAUAGCAAUAUGUUUUCUUUUCUUACUGUGAUUUUAGCCAAAGUUUAAAUUGCGGUAUGUCAAACACAUUCAGCCAAGUACACAAUCUACUUGGAUGAUGCGAGUUACGAUUCCAAAGGAUUUCUGCGAGAUAAUCCAAUCCAUUGAAAGAGCAUUUAUGUGUCUGUAAAGCAUAGUACAUUUUUUUCUCAUUGUAAGAUAUAUUUUGCGCAUUGAUUGUAGAAACACAAUCAAUGCGAUACAAUUAUCUAGAAAAUAAUAUACUUCUAGAGCAUUUCGACGAUCAGCUUCAAGUAACAUCUCCUCCAUUGCGUUUAAUAAAGUUGGAAAUAUAUUGUUGUUUAAGUAAUCUGGAACGCUUUCGCGGGAUGAAUUCAUCGUUCCGUUCGCUUGUCAAAAACUUUGUAAAUCUAUAAAGCGAAUAUAGAUACAAAUCAAUUGCAAACCAUUA
Formica exsecta is the source of this 1690-nucleotide messenger RNA. It is a transcript of the gene mRpS34, whose product is annotated as 28S ribosomal protein S34, mitochondrial. Gene Ontology annotation, biological process: mitochondrial translation. Gene Ontology annotation, cellular component: mitochondrial small ribosomal subunit; mitochondrion. Bases 225 to 815 code for a protein of 196 amino acids. The transcript has 2 exons. Gene Ontology annotation, molecular function: structural constituent of ribosome. The record is from RefSeq and is a predicted model, not a curated record. Lineage: Eukaryota; Metazoa; Arthropoda; Insecta; Hymenoptera; Formicidae.